AAUUCAGGCCUUUGAUAUAAGUGUUUGCACCGAGGUUUCACCUCCAUGCCUUUGUUACAGCGCGAAAUGUUUCCCAAAGCAACGAUUCUCUUCACUGGUUUAAAACAAUGAAUGUAUGUUUUACGAGGCGCAGUUGUCGUGUUGGGAAGUGGGGCUUGUGAGUGACUCUGUGGGGAAGUCAUGUCUCUGUUGAAAGUGCGAGAGGCUGAUGUGGGGGGUUUCAGUGGAGCGAGGAAACGCCGCCGAUGGUGAGGUGACGGCCAACAGAGGAACAGAGGUCAGUGUCCCACUGCCAACGGAAUGGACCGCAGAGGGGAACCGGGCUGUGGAGUUUAACACUGGACCCCAUGAGGAUAUGCCGGCCGGGCAUUGGAUAUCCAUGCUGUGACUGCUACUUAAGCGGCUGUGCGAGGAGCGUCAGCGAACGAUGUUGAAGCAAGCCAUGCAAUGGAAGUCCAUGUGCAAGGGGCUGGUCCUGGGAACUCUGCUCACCACCUGCAUGAUCCUGCUCUACUCUUUCGCCGCGCCGCCUCACCAACUCAACCUCCAAGAAGUUCCCGUUCCUUAUUCCUGCUCCUACAAACCUGUGCAUCCCAGGAAUGUACCCCAAAUAAAUAACACGCUUUCGACGCUGGAGCAGAGUAAAGCCUGCACUCUCAAGGAGGACAUCAUGUUCAUGAAGACCCACAAAACGGCCAGCAGCACUAUCCUCAACAUCCUCUUCCGUUUUGGUCAGAGGCACCGGCUGAAAUUUGCUUUUCCCAAUGGCCGGAACGACUUCUACUACCCAUCCUUCUUUGACAGGAGCCAGGUGAAGGACUACAGGCCGGGCACUUGCUUCAACAUCAUCUGUAACCACAUGAGGUUUCACAGUGAAGAGGUCCACAAGUUGCUCCCUGAAGACACUGUCUACUUCAGCAUCCUCAGGAACCCUGCUUAUUUAUUUGAAUCGUCUUUCCAUUACUUUGGUCGUGUGAUCCCUUUGACCUGGAAGAUCAGUGGGGAGGACAAGCUCUCUGAAUUCCUCAGGGAACCUGACCGAUACUAUGAUCCGAAUGGCUUUAACUCCCAUUACUUGAAGAACGUGUUGUUUUUUGACUUUGGCUAUGACAAUAACUUAGAGUUUGGUGACCCCAGAGUAGAGAAGUACAUCAAAGCCAUUGAUGAACGAUUCCAGUUGGUGAUGCUUCUUGAGUACUUUGACGAGUCCCUCAUUCUCCUGAAGGAUGUGAUGUGUUGGAACAUGGACGACAUCCUGUAUUUUAAGUUGAAUAUAAGGAAGGAUUCCACCAUCUCGAGAAUGAACGGAGAGCUAUAUGAAAAAGCGACGAGAUGGAACCGGAUAGACAGCAUGUUGUAUGGAUACUUCAAUGCUACGUUCUGGAGAAAGGUGAGGCAGUACGGCUUCGAACGCAUGCAGCAUGACGUGGAAGAACUGCGCGAGCGCAACGAUCACAUGCAAUCCAUCUGCAUCGACGGCGGGCGACCGGUGGAUGCAAAUGCCAUUCAGGAGGCGUCCUUGCAGCCGUGGCAACCUCUGGGGGAGCGCUCCAUCAUGGGCUACAACCUGAAGAAGAACAUUAGUCGAAAGCAUAGAAAACUCUGCAGGAAAAUGCUCACUCCAGAGCUACAAUACUUGACUGAAUUAGGGGUUAAUCUGUGGAUAACAAAGUUAUGGUCCUACAUCAGAGACCUGUUCAGAUGGUAGCUUUGAGGCUGGGCUUUCUAUUCAUGUGCCAACCAUGCCACAGGCAUGAGGAACAGCACUGAGGAAGAAAUCCAUGGGCAUCACAUGGAUGCCAUUCCAGAUUGCCAGUGAUUGUAAGGCAAUCAUUCACGCAUUUAAUUUAUCGAGCACAAUGUGAUUACAGUCAGUGUUUUACUUUAUUUCACUUAAGUUUUAUUUGUAAAAUAGUCAUUCAUCUGGAACCAAAAGCCCCACCAUUCUAUGCUCUGUAAAAUAUCCAACUCUCUUUACAGUCCUGGCCAUAACUUGUGAAUGAUCACAAAUUAAAUAAUAACUGUGAAUUAAUAGUGUAAUCAGAGAAAUCAGAACUUCAAACAAUGUGAUAAAAACUAUGUGCUUAAAGAUCUAAUGCCAAUGCUUCCAUGUAGACUAAUGAAAGGCCGCAACAAACCAACAAUGAUGCCUAACAAAUCACGUCAGACUUAUGUAAUGAUUUGAUACACAUUUGUAAGGAAAUUUCUACCAGCCCAUGAAAUCCAGUUUAG
Molecule: messenger RNA, 2232 nt
Organism: Amblyraja radiata (thorny skate)
Lineage: Eukaryota; Metazoa; Chordata; Chondrichthyes; Rajiformes; Rajidae
Gene: gal3st1a
Product: galactose-3-O-sulfotransferase 1a
Exons: 4
Coding region: 428-1708 (426 amino acids)
Biological process (GO): myelination; galactosylceramide biosynthetic process
Cellular component (GO): membrane
Molecular function (GO): galactosylceramide sulfotransferase activity
Source: RefSeq, a predicted model, not a curated record